AUGGCGACCAGCACACUCCAGCAUCACCAGCCCAUACAGGCCGACGACAUGCCUUCUCCAGUCUUGCCGUCUCCGCCGCACGGGGCUGACCACCAGCCACACGACGACUAUGUUGCCUCAUCACUCCAAGACGCAACCCCAGACGAAAUCCCAGACACAAAGUCCGGCGUGCGCGUGGAUCCCGCCGCCGCCAUGGCAAGCGCGCGCUUCAGAAAAGGCGAUGUUGUCCAGAAGCCAGUCUUGGCCAACGGCAUGCGCACAAAGGGUGUCUUUACAGUCUACAAUCGCCGCAUCAGCUCGGCGGGCUAUGUCGAAUACCAGCUCAAGAGUGUCUACAACUUGCAGGUGGAAAGCGGCUGGACACGUGAAAAGGAACUGAAGCCGGGAAGCUGA
This is a messenger RNA of Exserohilum turcica Et28A, 393 nucleotides long. RefSeq lists its product as uncharacterized. Bases 1 to 393 code for a protein of 130 amino acids. The record is from RefSeq and is a predicted model, not a curated record. NCBI's taxonomy places the organism in Eukaryota, Fungi, Ascomycota, Dothideomycetes, Pleosporales, Pleosporaceae. The transcript is spliced from 2 exons.